Condylura cristata (star-nosed mole) is the source of this 4267-nucleotide messenger RNA. It is a transcript of the gene TNN, whose product is annotated as tenascin N. The coding region runs from base 1 to 3630 and encodes 1209 amino acids. The transcript has 17 exons. Gene Ontology annotation, molecular function: protein binding. Lineage: Eukaryota; Metazoa; Chordata; Mammalia; Eulipotyphla; Talpidae. The record is from RefSeq and is a predicted model, not a curated record.
AUGGGUCUCUGGGGGAUGCUCUGCUUCCCCCUGGGUCUCCUACUUGGCUCUGUCCUCCUGGUGGCCUCAGCUCCAGCCUCUCUCAAGCCUCAAGGUUGCACCGACAAGGAGCAACAAGUCACCGUCAGCCACACUUACAAGAUUGACGUGCCCAAGUCUGCCUUGGUCCAGGUGGAGGCAGACUCUCAGCCCCUCAGUGAUGACGGGGAUUCACUCCUCGCCCCGGGGGAGUCUGGCGAGGAACAGAACAUCAUCUUCAGGCACAACAUUCGCCUGCAGACGCCACAGAAGGACUGUGAGCUGGCAGGCCUUGUCCAGGACCUCCUAGCCAGGAUGAAAAAGUUGGAGGAAGAGGUAGCAGAGCUGAAGGAGCAGUGUGGCGUCCAGCGCUGUUGCCAAGGAGCUGCUGAUCUAAGCCCCACUUGCAAUGGCCACGGGACCUUCUCCUCCGAAACCCGCAGCUGCAGCUGCGAGCAGGGCUGGGAGGGCGCCCGCUGCGAGCGGCCCACCUGCCCCGGGGCGUGCAGCGGUCACGGGCGCUGCGUGGACGGGCACUGCCUGUGCGAUGAGCCCUACGUGGGGCCGGACUGCGGCUUCCCGCCCUGCCCCGAGAACUGCAGCGGCCAGGGCGUGUGUGUGCGCGGCGUCUGCCAGUGCCACCAGGACUUCACGUCCGAGGACUGCAGCGAGCAGCGCUGCCCCGGCGACUGUAGUGGCCACGGCUUCUGCGACACUGGCGAGUGUUACUGCGAGGAGGGCUUCACCGGCCCCGACUGCGCGCAGGUGUUUGCCCCCCAGGGCCUUCAGCUGCUCAAGAGCACAGAGGAUUCUCUGCUGGUGAGCUGGGAGCCCUCCAGCGAGGUGGACCACUACCUCCUCAGCUACCACCCCUUGGGGAAGGAGCUCUCUGGGAAGCAGAUCCAAGUACCCAAAGAGCAGCAUAGCUACGAGAUUCCUGGUUUGCUGCCUGGCACCAAGUAUAUGGUCACCCUGCACAACGUGAAGAAGGAUGUUUCCAGCAGCCCACAGCAUCUACUUGCCACCACAGAUCUUGCUGUGGUUGGCACUGCUUGGGUGACAGACAAAACUGAAAACUCCCUCGAUGUCGAGUGGGAGAACCCUCCUUCUCAGGUGGACUACUACAAGCUGCGGUAUGGCCCCCUGACAGGGCAGGAGGUGGCCGAGGUCACCGUGCCCAAGAGUAGUGACCCCAAAAGCCGAUAUGACAUCACUGGUCUGCAGCCCGGGACAGAGUAUAAGAUAACUGUGGUGCCCAUGAGAGGCGAGCUGGAGGGCAAGCCAAUUCUCCUGAACGGCCGGACAGAAAUUGAUAGUCCCACCAAUGUGAUCACUGAACGAGUGACAGAAGAUACGGCUGUGGUCUCCUGGGACCCAGUCCAUGCAGCCAUCGAUAAGUAUGUGGUGCGCUACACCGCCCCUGACGGAGAGACCAAGGACAAGGCGGUGCCCAGGGGCCAGAGUAGCACCGUCCUGACAGGGCUGAAGCCGGGAGAGACCUACAAAGUCCAUGUGUGGGCGGAGAGAGGCAACCAGGAGAGCAGGAAGGCCAAUGCCAAAGCCCUGACAGAAAUUGACAGCCCUAUGAACCUGGUGACUGAGCGGGUGACAGAGAACACAGCCACUGUGUCCUGGGACCCGGUGCAGGCCGCCAUUGACAGGUACAUGGUGCGCUACACCUCUGCGGAUGGAGACACCAGGGAGGUGCCCGUGGGGAAGGAGCAGACCAGCACCGUCCUGACGGCCCUGAGGCCGGGUGUGGAGUACAAGGUCCACGUGUGGGCCGAGAAGGGGGACCGGGAGAGCAAGAAGGCCAAUACCAAGGCCCCCACAGACAUUGACAGCCCCCAAAACCUGGUGACCAAUCGGGUGACAGAGAACACGGCCACUGUCUCCUGGGACCCGGUGCAGGCCGCCAUUGACAGGUACAUGGUGCGCUACACCUCUGCGGAUGGAGACACCAGGGAGGUGCCCGUGGGGAAGGAGCAGACCAGCACCGUCCUGACGGGCCUGAGGCCGGGUGUGGAGUACAAGGUCCACGUGUGGGCCGAGAAGGGGGACCGGGAGAGCAAGAAGGCCAAUACCAAGGCCCCCACAGACAUUGACAGCCCCCAAAACCUGGUGACCAAACAGGUGACAGAGAACACGGCCACCGUGUCCUGGGAUCCGGUGCAGGCCGCCAUUGACAGGUACAUGGUGCGCUACACCUCUGUGGAUGGAGACACCAGGGAGGUGCCCGUGGGGAAGGAGCAGACCAGCACCGUCCUGACGGGCCUGAGGCCGGGUGUGGAGUACAAGGUCCACGUGUGGGCCGAGAAGGGGGACCGGGAGAGCAAGAAGGCCGACACCAAGGCCCCCACAGACAUUGAUAGUCCUCAAAACCUGGUGACCAAUAAGGUGACAGAGAACACUGCCACCGUGUCCUGGGACCCAGUGCAGGCCGCCAUUGACAGGUACAUGGUGCGCUACACCUCUGCGGAUGGAGACACCAGGGAGGUGCCCGUGGGGAAGGAGCAGACCAGCACCGUCCUGACGGGCCUGAGGCCGGGUGUGGAGUACAAGGUCCACGUGUGGGCCGAGAAGGGGGACCGGGAGAGCAAGAAGGCCGACACCAAGGCCCCCACAGAAAUUGACCCUCCCCAAAACUUUCGUCCAUUGGCUACAACACCAUCUGGCGGGGUGUUGACCUGGACACCCCCUUCUGCCCAGAUUGAUGGCUAUAUUCUGACCUACCAGCUCCCGGAUGGCACCACUAAGGAGGUGCGGCUUGGCCCGGGGGACCAGAGAUUUGAGUUGCAAGGCCUUGAGCAGGACAUCACCUACCCUGUCUCCCUGGUUGCCUUUAAGGGUGACCGCCAGAGUAGGAGUGUGUCUACGAAGCUUUCCACAGUUGGUGUCCGUUUUCCACACCCUUCGGACUGCAGCCAAGUCCAGCAGAACGGCAACGUGGCCAGUGGUCUGCACACCAUCUACCUGCACGGCGACGCCAGCCGGCCCCUGCAGGUGUACUGUGACAUGGACACGGACGGAGGUGGAUGGAUUGUCUUCCAGAGGCGGAACACUGGGCAGUUGGAUUUCUUCAAGCGUUGGCGGACCUAUGUGGAAGGCUUUGGGGACCCCAUGAAGGAGUUCUGGCUUGGACUUGACAAGCUACACAAUCUCACCACUGGCACUCCUACCCGGUAUGAGGUGAGAGUGGAUUUACAGACUGCCAAUGAAUCCGCCUAUGCCAUCUAUGAUUUCUUCCAAGUGGCCUCCAGCAAGGAGCGCUACAAGCUCUCAGUUGGGAAGUACAGGGGCACAGCUGGGGACGCUCUUACUUACCACAAUGGUUGGAAGUUUACAACUUUUGACAGAGACAACGAUAUUGCCCUCAGUAAUUGUGCCUUGACUCAUCAUGGCGGCUGGUGGUACAAGAACUGCCACUUGGCCAACCCCAAUGGCAGAUAUGGGGAGACCAAACAUAGUGAGGGGGUGAACUGGGAACCAUGGAAAGGACAUGAAUUCUCCAUUCCUCAUGUGGAACUGAAAAUCCGUCCUCUUGGCCACAACGGAGAGCAUGUCCCAGCCAGAAAGAAGCGGACACUAGGAGAAAAGACCAGAACAUUCUGAUGGCCUGCUUGAGCAAUCGUUGCACCAGACAAGGCCAGCCUGGAGUUGGGGCUGCAUACUAAGGGGGUGGGGUGGGCAGUGGCUGACUGGCUAGUAGAAGGUUGAGAAGUGCUCAGAGCCUCUAAUUUCUGAGGUGGUUGGAUAACCUGCAGAGCAAAGCGUGUUACCAAGCUUCCUUCCCUGUCACCUGCAUCUUUGCCCAUGUAUUGGUGGUCAGGGCAGAGUGGCAUGGGCUGGGAAUUGACAGAGUAGGAGUUGCUCUUUGUGUGGGACUGCAAGGUAUUUCAGUUUGUCUUCAGCAACAAAUAGGAUUGGGGGAAAAUCAUCUAGCAUUUCACCAAUUGGAAACCUCUAGAAGUUGGUAAAGGUCUGUUGGUACAAAUAUUUCUAGAAAGCAGCCCAACAGAGGAGCUCUAAUGACCAAGAAGCUGGGUGGCUAGAUGCCUCCUAUGAACCACGGGGAAAAACCCCUUUAUAAAAAUUGCUGGUGUUUUGAGGAAGAGGAAAGGGAACCGACAGAGGCCGAGAUGGGCUCACAUUUAGCCGAGUUCUGACUAGUAUCCUGCUGGAAAUCAAAGCUCCCGUGUUACUCUCUUUGGGUACCCCUUUCUGGCUAUUUGCAUAACCAUGUUCAUAG